CAAUGAAUGUCACAUUGUACUCAACUUCUCUAUAAAAUAUUAAUCAAUAUAUGUAUGUACGUGUGUAGAAAUAUACAUAUUUUUAAUCAAAACCUAAAAGUCAAAACGAAUGAAAUACGAAAACGAGACAAACUGCAAUAAAGAGGACGUGCAAGUGCUUAAAAGUUGUAAAAAAAAAAAACAAAUAUUCAGUAUAAAAUUUAAAUAAACGUACUAUAAAACUGUUCACUCUACGCCUUGCUGAAGAUACCACCACACGCUGCCAGAAAUUUAUGGAUAAAUGUAAAAAUCAGCGGCAAUACAAACAUAAACUACCAUCGCGAUUACACAACGAUUGGAUUUUACAGCUUAAUCAUACUUUGUCACCAACCAGAGGAAAACAUUUUGAUAGCAACAACAGCCAUCGACUGUGAAGUCGCCGUUGUUUUUACAAAAACGAUACAAAAAUUGCCGUGAAAAUCUGUUACCACCCAUAGGCGUCGCGCUGAACGGCCCCGGCCUAAGGGGCCAUGACGCGUUGGCCCUUUAAUUUAUUACUAUUGCUCUCGGUGGCAGUACGCGACUGUAGCAAUCAAACUGUCCUCACAGUUGGCUAUCUCACGGCGCUCACUGGCGAGCUCAAGGAUCGCCAGGGUUUGGCCAUUUCCGGUGCCCUGACUAUGGCCCUGGAAGAGAUCAACUUUGAUCCUCAUUUGUUGCCAAAUGUCACGCUGAAGCUGCGCUGGAAUGACACCAAGGGCGACACGGUGGUUGCCACCAAGGCCAUCACUGAAAUGAUAUGCGAUGGCAUUGCGACCAUAUUUGGUCCAGAGGGUCCUUGCUAUGUGGAAGCAAUUGUCACGCAGAGUCGAAACAUUCCAAUGAUUUCCUAUAAAUGUGCAGAGAAUCGCGCAUCCUUGAUACCGACGUUUGCACGCACCGAGCCCCCAGAUACGCAGGUCGUUAAGUCCGUAAUUGCAUUGCUGCGGUACUAUGCCUGGAACAAGUUCUCCAUAUUGUACGAGGAGGUUUGGGCGACUGUGGCCGAUCUGCUGAAGGACCAGGCAACAAAAAAGAAUAUGACCAUCAAUCACAAGCAGUCCUUCAUUGAUGAUCGUGCCAAGUGCUGUGAACAAAUGUUGCAUUGCUGUCGUUCCGGCUACUGGUAUCAGGUGGUGCAAAACACCAUGAAUCGAACCCGCAUCUAUGUGUUUCUAGGCUCAUCCAACAGUCUGGUGGACUUCAUGAGCUCCAUGGAAACGGCUGGCUUAUUUGCGCGUGGCGAAUACAUGGUCAUCUUUGUGGAUAUGAUGGUAUACUCGGAACGGGACGCUCAUAAGUAUUUGCGCAAAGUGGAUCAAAUAAAUCGCAUGAAGAACUGUCAUACCACGAAUAAUUUCCAUCAAUUGGCGCGCAGUUUACUUGUGGUGGCCUCAACGCCUCCUACCAAGGACUAUCAAAAUUUUACGGAGAAAGUCCGUAUGUACAGUUCAAUGCCGCCGUUCAAUUUUACGGUGCCACAGCUAUUCUCGGAUAGCAAAUUCAGCAAGUUUGUGUCGAUCUAUGCUGCUUAUCUGUACGAUUCUGUAAAGUUGUAUGCCUGGGCCUUGGACAAGAUGUUGCGAAUGGAGGAGCGUCCGCUAACAGAUGAGGUCAUAUUUGAUGUGGCCAGCAAUGGCUCGCGCGUUAUUGACACCAUCAUCAAAAAUCGUACUUAUAUGAGCGUUACGGGUUCCACUAUAAAAAUUGAUAAGUAUGGCGAUUCGGAGGGCAACUUCUCGGUGCUAGCCUACAAACCGUACACCUGGAACAUUACGGAUGAUAUUCAAUGUCACUUUCAUAUGGUGCCUGUGGCUUAUUUCCAUCAAGGCGAAGAACUUCCAGAAUAUAAAUUGAUUAAUGGCUCCAUAGAUUGGCCGUCAGGCGGGGACAAGCCCACCGAUGAGCCCAUGUGCGGUUUUGCCAACGAGUUGUGCCAAAAGGAUGAUACGCAUUAUACCUCAACGGUAGCAGCCGUAGUGCUGGGCGUGCUGCUUUUUUGCUCCGGAGUUGUGACGAUGAGCAUCUAUAGAAAGUGGAAAAUAGAACUAGAAAUAGAGGGCUUAUUGUGGAAGAUUGAAGUGGGCGAAAUUAAGGGGUAUUCAGGCAAUGAGAUUGUCUCUUCACCGAGCAAGGUCAGCUUGAUGAGCGCCCAAUCUUUUGGUUCACGCUGGUCCAAUCAAUUCGUCACCUCCACUGCGCGUCUGCGGGGCGCAGUGGUGCGGAUCAAGGAGCUAAAAUUUCCACGCAAACGUGACAUAUCCCGCGAGAUUAUGAAGGAGAUGCGUCUGCUGCGCGAGCUCCGUCACGAUAAUAUCAAUAGUUUUAUUGGCGCCUGUGUGGAGCCCACCCGCAUAUUGCUAGUCACAGAUUAUUGCGCCAAGGGCAGCCUGUAUGACAUCAUUGAGAAUGAGGACAUCAAAUUGGAUGAUCUGUUCAUUGCCUCGCUCAUACACGACCUCAUUAAGGGCAUGAUCUACAUACACAAUUCACAACUGAUCUACCAUGGCAAUCUCAAAUCCUCGAAUUGUGUGGUCACCUCACGUUGGAUGCUCCAAGUCACUGACUUUGGUCUGCACGAGCUACGGCAGUGCGCCGAAAGCGAGUCCAUUGGCGAGCAUCAACAUUAUAGACAUCAAUUAUGGCGAGCGCCGGAAUUGCUUCGCAAUCAUCACACCUACGGCAGCCAGAAGGGCGAUGUCUACGCCUUUGCCAUCAUCAUGUAUGAGAUAUUUAGUCGUAAGGGUCCAUUUGGACAAAACAAUUUUGAACCAAAGCAAAUUGUGGACUUAGUAAAGAAACUGCCGUUGAAGGGGCAGGAGCCAUUUCGACCGGAAGUGGAGUCCAUCAUAGAGGCCGAAUCAUGUCCAGACUAUGUGUUGGCCUGCAUAAAGGACUGCUGGGCUGAGGAGCCCGAAGAGCGUCCAGACUUCAGUACCAUACGCACUCGUCUUAAGAAAAUGCGUGGAGGCAAGACUAAAAACAUUAUGGAUCAAAUGAUGGAAAUGAUGGAAAAGUAUGCCAAUAACCUCGAGGAUAUUGUCACAGAGCGCACGCGUCUGCUGUGUGAGGAAAAACUCAAGACAGAGGAUCUGCUGCAUCGCAUGCUGCCGCAACCAGUGGCAGAGAAACUGACCAUGGGUCAGGGUGUCGAACCGGUGUCCUAUGAUUUGGUCACCAUUUACUUCAGCGAUAUUGUGGGUUUUACGGCCAUGUCUGCUGAAAGCACGCCGCUUCAGGUGGUUAACUUUUUGAAUGAUCUCUACACUGUGUUUGAUCGCAUCAUACGUGGCUACGAUGUCUACAAGGUGGAAACCAUAGGCGAUGCAUACAUGGUGGUCUCUGGCCUGCCCAUCAAGAACGGUGAUCGCCAUGCGGGUGAGAUUGCAUCCAUGGCCCUGGACCUGCUGCAUGCGGUCAAGCAGCAUCGCAUUGCCCACCGACCUAAUGAGACGCUUAAGCUUAGGAUUGGAAUGCACACGGGGCCUGUGGUUGCUGGCGUCGUGGGUCUGACCAUGCCGCGGUAUUGUCUCUUCGGCGAUACGGUGAACACAGCUUCCCGGAUGGAGAGCAACGGCGAAGCGUUAAAGAUACACAUAUCCAACAAAUGUAAACUGGCGUUGGACAAACUGGGCGGAUAUGUUACAGAAAAGCGUGGCCUCGUCAGUAUGAAAGGAAAGGGUGAGGUGGUGACCUGGUGGUUGACGGACGCCAACGAAAAGGCCAUUCAGAAGAAACCCGUGGACAUGAUGGAUAUGCCUCCACCGUUGUUCAGUCGUCCUCGCAAGAGCCCCAAAUUAAAUCCGGAUUCGCGGCAGCCGAGCAUACUGGCCAUGCACUAUUGCGGCACGAGCUCAAGGCGUCACUCGAGUGUGCCGCGACCUGCCGAUGUUGAAUCCACCUACAGCCUACAAGGCUCUGGAUAUCAGAUGGGGCGCGAGUCGCCGCGAAUGACAGCCAAGCGGCAUGUGGAGCGGCCCUCACUGAACGGAAUUGGCGGUCUGUCCGGCAUUGGCGGCAGCAGCAUUGCCGAGCGUAUGAGCCACUUUGGCGGCAUACUUGGCGUCGGGGACGCGUUGCUCGAGUCAACGCACGCAUCUCGCAGCACGCUAAAUCAUUCCGAAACAAACGAAACGAACUGUGAUAUAAACGACGUCGUCGUUGAUAGCGGGGGCAUCGAGCUGGACCUAAACGGCGGUGGGGAUGUUGGUGUCGGGCUGGUGCGCCAGCCAAAUGCGCUGCACAAGCCACUAGCCAUGGUGCGGCCGCAUCGCAUCAUUAAUGCUGCACACUUGUCCGUGUCAGCAUCUGCGUCCACGCAUGAGAUUGGCGGCGCCAGAGUGGAUGGGAACGAUCAGCAGCACGACCGUCGUAUCGCAGAAUUGUUUCUGCGCGAGACACGUUCCAUGGAUCCCAUGCCCAUGCAGCAGCUGCGCAAGCGACAUGAACGGCCUAAAUUGCCGCCUUCCAAGCUAUCGAAGAACAACUCGCGUUCGCUAGACACAGGCGUUUCGCUGAUCAGUGGCAAUCCCAAUGGUGAGGCAGGCACUGGAGAACAGCAGGAUGAGGAUGUUCACAUUGAUAUGGCUAUCAAUCCAGUGGACGCUAAUGAUAGCUAUGAUGACGAUGUGGGCCUGCUGUUGCGUCGUGACAAUGGACAGUUGCCCACGCUGCGGUAUUCGGGCAGCUUUUCUAAUGCGCCUACUAUUGUGGCCACCAAUCGACGGCGCACGAGUGCGAGUGCUGGAGGAGGAGCAACAGGUAUGCUGUUGCCGGCACACAAACAUCUGAAUAACAAUUGCAACGGCGGUAUGACGAUUGAGGAUGAUCUGCAUUCGCCGCUGCUCCAACGCCAGGCCUCAUUAACAACCCCACCUGAAGAGCUGCAAUCGCAUUCGAAGCGUUGGCGGUCGCUAGAGCACAUGGAGCCGGGCGUAGGAGGCCAUGGCAAUAGUGUCAGUUAUGCGCCCGACGUUGAUGGGCGUCAGUCGCAGACGGGUCAUGACAUACAGGUAGCAGGGGGAGAUUUUGCUUCAGCCUCAACGCACCGGCGAGGUGGAAAGUUUGGAAACUGGGUGGCGAAUUUCUUCAAAGGCAAUGGCCUGAGAAAUAGCGACGCGUCCCUAAGGCGUGUCAGCAUAUCGCCGAGUAGUGUGCAGGGUGUGCGCAGCGCGUUUACAGAUAUGACGGCCACACCGAGGGAUCGAGAGAGUAUUGUGUAGCUAGAACGAGAAUAGCGCUGAUGGAGCAGGUUGGAGAAUGUUACUCAGGAAAAGUGCGAGCGGGAAUGAACGUCAAAUAUACAUAAACUUUUUGGCUUCUUUGUUGUAUGUAGUUAUAUAUAUAAACAACCCGAUUUAUGUAUGUGUACCCAUAUAUGAACUCUCCAUAUAUUAUAUAUUUGUAAAUGUAUACCCUACAUGCAUAUUAGAGUAGCCGAAAAAUCAUCUAGUCACAAGGUCUUCAGACUAGUUAUUGUUUUAAAAUACACAUGCCUAUAUAUAUAAAUGUAUAAACAAAAUGCGUAUGCAAGAAGUGAAUACAAACAUAUUAAUGUACGUUCUGUAAAAGUAGUAGCUCUAUAUGUAUAUUUGUGUAUAUUUAUGUAUCUAUGUAUUUACAAUGCCCAUUAUUAUAAAACACAUUGGAAAACAUAUAGCGAAAAAUUGUCUUUUUGAGAUAAAUCUACAUAGAAUGGAACAAUUGCGCGCUAUUGCAAACAAAUUAUGCUUAAAAUUAGUUAUUUAUAUUGCAAAGAGUUUAAUGAAGGAAAUCUUGUGUUUUGCUAGUAAUUAAGUACGUGUGAUGUACGUAGGCUUAAGUUAAAAUAAAUUUUACUAGUGUUAUGACUUAGAUGUGGAAGAAA
This is a messenger RNA of Scaptodrosophila lebanonensis, 5884 nucleotides long. Its product is annotated as receptor-type guanylate cyclase Gyc76C-like. The transcript has 17 exons. Lineage: Eukaryota; Metazoa; Arthropoda; Insecta; Diptera; Drosophilidae. Bases 510 to 5240 code for a protein of 1576 amino acids. Gene Ontology annotation, biological process: cGMP biosynthetic process; receptor guanylyl cyclase signaling pathway; protein phosphorylation. The record is from RefSeq and is a predicted model, not a curated record. Gene Ontology annotation, molecular function: peptide receptor activity; guanylate cyclase activity; ATP binding.